CGGAGGACAAGAGUAUGACAUGACAUCCGAAAUAAGUUUAGGCAAAAAAAAGAACGAAAUUGAAAACAGACUUUAAAAAGGAGGAAAAGUGUGAAAAAAAUUCGUCAAAUUUCUGAGACUUUUUCAUGGUUUUGAUCUUUCAAUUAAGCAGAAAAGUGAUUCAAUGGAGCUCGGAAAAGUUUCCAGAUCAAUCGCCAUGUCCAGUACACCAUCUAUAUCUCAUAAGCUCAGAGAGAAACUGAUAUUUACCUUACACCGCCUUCAUCAAACAAAGAAAACUUAUUCACAGCUAAAAUCUGAAGUUGUUAAAGGCCUGGGAGAGGCAAAAGAUGUUUUCACAAAUAUUUCGAUUCCUCUGCUACGCCUGGUUGAUCUUAAGGUGGAGGAAAUGGAAAAGGAUGGCCGGAAAACAGUCGUGUUCACAAACAAUUUUGAAAUGCUCGGAGAAUUUGGUGUUGAGAGUGAAACAUUUCAAUCCGUUCUGAGCAGCACACAAAAGUUGCUUCAGCGCUCCGAGGGGGAAAGUUUCAAGGACAAAGCUGCUUACCACACGGACCAGAUCUUGUAUACAAUAAAAUGUCAAGUAAAACAGCUAAUGCUGUUGCUUAAGACGAUUGAAUCCUUAGUGAGGUCACAAGAACGAGAUCUGAUACAGAGAUUUGAGGAUCAUCAGGGUUUUGUAAAGCGAAUGCAGGAUAAAUUUGUGUCAGAGACCAUGCGCCUUCAUCAACAAGUACAGAACAUGAAGGAGAAUGCAUUUUCUAAUGCAGAUCAAGACAGUUUAAACCCUUCAAUUUUAGAACAAGGUUACAAGGCUCUUCUGUCCAUCGUCUUGAAACUACAGAAAGCUGUAUUUGACGGCUUUAGGAAAGGGCUAGGUGAGCUCAAAGAAGAAAUGGAAGGAAUGAUUGAUGAUCUUGCAAGUCACAUGUGCCAGCCUUUGCUUUCCUACAUGAAACGCCUGAGCUCCGAAGGCAUAAUGUCUCUCGUCCGUCAAUUACAGUCUCUUGUAGAACAGAUGGAAACAAACUUUGUUCAACAUUUGCCAGCCUUAAUGGCAGCAAAUAACCGACUUUUGCUGCAGGUAAGGAAUUCUGAAAUACUGUUGAAGGAACGGGAAAAUAAACUGCAGAAAAUGGGAAUGUCUCUCAAGAAUGCAUUGUUAAAGAGAGGUGAAGAAACGGAAGAAUUUCGCAAGCGCAUGAAAACUCAGUUUAAACGAAUUCAAGAUCUAGAAAAGGAUGUUAAAGAAAUGAAGGCUGAAAGACUUGAAGAUAAGCAGGCUUUGUGUGCAAAAGACAGACAAAUAAUGUUGCAAAGAGACGAAGCAUUGCAAAAGGCAGAGAAUUUCGAUCGUCAAUUGUCAAUGCUCAGGGAAGAAAAUCUCCUGCUAAAAAAGUCAUCUCAAAAUAAAAAUACGAUUUCUUCAGAGAUUUUCACCACUGAUAAGAGAGCAACGAAUUCCAUAAAUGAAAUGUGGCCAAACAGGGGCGCACAAAAAUUUUCAAAGCCGAAAACUGCCACAGACAUUCUGUGGCCAAAUGACAACAGAAUCAGUUCAAUUCUGCAGGCAAAAAAGGAUGGAUACACAUUACAUCACAGGGUGAGCCGCGAAAAGGAAGAAAAAUUUGGAGAUGAUUUUUUGUGGGAUAUUUUGGAGAAGAGACAGAAAGCAGGAAUCGGGUGUUUGAAUUCCCUUAACAGUAACUCAAGAAGAGCAGAAAAUGGUACAAGUGCCAAGACCAGUCUUCCCACCCAACUCGCUGACUAUUCAUUUCAACAUUCAUCACUAAAUUUGGAUGAAGGUGGAGCUUUUAUGAGAGGGAACAGUCCUAAAGUUCCCUUUCACAGGGAACAAGGGCCUAUUACUAGGAAUUUUGCACGUCGCAUGCUCGAAACUCCUCCCUCCCAAAAACCUUCGCCAUCAAGAAAUUUGCCCUAUAACCUGAGAAGCAAUCAUGGUGUACUGGGCAAGCGCGACUCUCCUAAUAGCCUGCCUCUAUUUUCGCCAUGGCGCAAGUAAUGGGUAUGCUGUGUCCAGCCUUCUGGCACAAGCAAUUUAGGUUUUUCUUACGCUAUGUUCAAUAGCUUUAUCUAGUCCCUUUGUAAAAGGAUGACCAAUCAAAUUAUUAGUGUUUUCCUCCAGUGCAUAGUAAAUUAUAUGAACAUUGUAAAGAUUGGAAAGAUCAGCUCUGAAAACACACAUGAAACAAUGUUGUCCAUAGGGAACUAGAUGAAAUCAACCUAUUCAGAAAGCCCUGGUCUUUGAUAGAAAGGUCUAUUCAGAACAGGGCAGUUAUGUGCUUUCUUUUCUUGCAGAAUACAAAACAAAUCAGACAAGCUAUUUUGAUCUGAAAUAACC
Messenger RNA from Cryptomeria japonica (Japanese cedar), 2362 nucleotides. RefSeq lists its product as uncharacterized. The transcript is spliced from 7 exons. The record is from RefSeq and is a predicted model, not a curated record. The coding region runs from base 164 to 2023 and encodes 619 amino acids. NCBI's taxonomy places the organism in Eukaryota, Viridiplantae, Streptophyta, Pinopsida, Cupressales, Cupressaceae.